Messenger RNA from Peronospora belbahrii, 1251 nucleotides. NCBI's taxonomy places the organism in Eukaryota, Oomycota, Peronosporomycetes, Peronosporales, Peronosporaceae. The record is from the annotation of a GenBank genome assembly.
AUGGCGGCUGAGCAAGCAAAAGACCGUGGGAAUCGAGCUUUCUCUGCAGGUCUUUAUACUGAUGCGAUUGCUUGUUUCUCAGAAGCCUUAGCACUCUCUCCUUCUGAUCCAAAUGCUCAUGUUUUCUAUAGUAAUCGCUCAGCUGCCAAACUUCAAUUGAAUAAAGCAGAGGAAGCAUUAAAAGAUGCCGAUGCGUGUAUUGAACUGAAACCAGAUUGGCCAAAGGGAUAUUCACGUCGUGGGUCGGCUUUGUAUGCUCUAGGACAAUAUCCUGAAGCCUAUCGUGCUUAUAAAGAUGGUCUACGUCAUGAUGCAUCGAAUCCAGGUCUUGUUGAAGGUUUACGAGCAGUAGAAAUCAAGUUAUCAACCCAAACAAGUGGCACGUCUUCUUCAGCUUUUACAGCGUCCAGUACAAUGAAUUGGAGACGUUUCUUGAUUGGAAACAAGAAGAAUAUGUUUCAAUUGUAUCAGUUUCUACUACGGAGUCUUUUACUGCUUUGUUUUCUCACCUAUUGGCUUCCUAUUCGACAAUUCUCAAGUCAUUUGACACCCUAUGGAAACUUUUUCAAGCUGGCACUUGUGAAUCAUGCAAGUUACUUGGCUUUUACAUAUGGAAUACCAAGGUGGAGUGCGGUCUAUGCCCAGCGUCUAUUCAUGGAUCCGAUAAUGCAAGUUUUCUUCUUUUGUUUUGUGUUUUGGGUCUCGGGUCCAUACGGUAUGGCAAUGAUCCCAGUCUUUUUGCUCGAGAUGGUGCAUUUCUUUGCCUACUUGCAGUCGCUACUGCAGGUAUUGGGACUUGCGGACUCGACCAUGGUCACAAUUGUGACGAACAAGGUACUAGUGCCACUCACUUCACUAAUCAUCACGGACCCAAAUUUCGCGGCAUUGACGACUCGUGCGAAAUGGACCAAACUAUACACUCGGAUGCCUCAGGUAGUGGCAAAUAUUGACGUGGCGAUUGGUUUUGCGCUGCUUUUGGAGAUGCUUCUACCGUCACGCAAUUUUCUCCUGCUUGUGUUGUACUGGCAGGUGCUGCGUGUUCGCUACAUGAUUUCACCGCAACUUCAGGAAACUUUUCGCACGUUGCACGGCACAAUUCUCACGGCCGUGAACCACCCACGCUGUCCUUCUGUAAUUGGCGUUGUGUACGAGAAGAUUCACGCGUUUGCCGUCAAAAUGGGCGACGCGGCUCAACAACAGCAAGCUUCGUCUGGUGCUGGUGGUCUGGCUUCGCGCUGCAGUAUUAUGUAG